Telopea speciosissima is the source of this 1131-nucleotide messenger RNA. RefSeq lists its product as uncharacterized. Gene Ontology annotation, molecular function: DNA binding; transposase activity. The transcript is spliced from 3 exons. The coding region runs from base 1 to 1131 and encodes 376 amino acids. The record is from RefSeq and is a predicted model, not a curated record. Gene Ontology annotation, biological process: DNA transposition. Lineage: Eukaryota; Viridiplantae; Streptophyta; Magnoliopsida; Proteales; Proteaceae.
AUGGGUUUGACUAAAGAUGUUGAUGUUGAUAGCCAGAGUGAUGGUACUGAUGAUGAAUGGGCACAUAAUAGUGACAAUGAAUGGGAAGAAGAAAGUGAACAAGAAGAUGGUUCAAGUGAUGAAGAUGAUGUAGAAUAUGAAAUAGAAGAAGAUUUGAGUGAUGAUGAUUUAGAUGGGUAUGAUUCUAAAGAAUUUUAUGGGCAGUUUUCCAAUAUAGAUGUAAAUGAAGAUGAGGGCGAAGGAAAAGUGAAAUUGCAAUUAGGUCAGAGAAUCCAUGCAUCACCCAUUGUUGAUGGUGUGACAUACAAGAUAAAGUCUUAUGAAAGUAAGCACAUCUGUGAAAGGAAACAGUCAAUUAAGCAUGCUAUAAUUCGUUGGGUUGGAAAACAAAUUGCUCCUCUUAUCAAGGCUGAUCAUGAAAUGAAGCCCAGUGCCAUUAAUGAGUUUCUGCUUCAGAAAUAUCAUAUUCAACUUCCUUACCAACGACUGUACAGGGCAUGUAGGAUUGCUCAAGAAAUCAAUGAAGGUAGCUAUGCUCGGUUACCUGCAUAUGGUGGAUUGGUUCUGGAGAAAAACCCUGGGAGUAAAUUCAUAAUAGAGUAUGAGAGUAGACAAGAGCAUGAGUUGGACACAGUCAAUCCUGUGUUCUUGAGAGUUUUUAUUUGUUUCAGAGCAUGUGCAAGGCGUUUCCUGAAGGGGUGCAGACCAUUUAUAGGUCUUGAUGGAUGCCACCUCAAGGGCAGUUAUGGUGGAGUGUUACUGUCUGCUAUAUCAGUGGAUGGGAACAAAGGGUUGUUCCCUAUUGCAUAUGCUGUAGUGGAGGUUGAGUGCAAAGAAAGUUGGCUGUUUUUUUUGAAUCUGUUACAUGAUAUCAUAGACCCGGAUGAUGCUAAUAGGAUGUUGACUUUCAUGUCAGAUAAACAAAAGGGUCUAGGGGAUGCUAUUGCUUUAGUCUUCCCUAAUGCCUACAUUAGGUAUUGUAGUCGCCAUCUCAAUCAGAAUUUCAAGAAAAAAUAUCUAGGUGAUGCAUUUAGGAAACACUUUUGGACUGCAUCUUCAGUAUGUACUGUGAAUCAGUUUGAAAGUGCAAUGAAUGACAUCAGAACCAUGGAUAAUACAGCAUAUGAGUAG